This is a messenger RNA of Amborella trichopoda, 562 nucleotides long. The record is from RefSeq and is a predicted model, not a curated record. NCBI's taxonomy places the organism in Eukaryota, Viridiplantae, Streptophyta, Magnoliopsida, Amborellales, Amborellaceae.
GAGAGAUACAAUUCAUCCAUGAGCCUUUUAAAUGUACAAGUACAUUAUUAUACAGAACAAGUUCCAGUAGAAGUUUUCUUUAGAUAUUUCACUCAAAUCAGAAUUUUAUGAUCAUGGGUUCCCUAGCUUCAAAGGUUCAUGCAGUGAUCCUCUGGGUUCUCAUCGCCUUGACACUCUUUUCAACUUCAUAUGCAGGAAGGCACGAAGAGUUUAUGGGUAAGAUGGAAGUUAAACCAUGUGACAACCUUGAGGAAAUGGUGAAGAAGUCAUUCCAUAAUGAGAAAAUUAGUGUGGCAAAGCCAAGAAUGCUUGGAGUGAACACCAAUGACUACAAUACCUAUGAUCCCGCACCCGCCCUAGUGAAGCCCCCAUUCAAGCUCAUCCCCAACUAGCAUGCUCAAUCAAACCAUGCCUAGGUUUGGUAGUGAAAUUAUAAGAAUGCAAAUACGUGAUGUGAAGUAUAUAUACCUCUCUCUCUCCCUCUCUCCAUAUGAAUAUAAGUAUGCAUGUAAGAACAACCAUAUGGUAGAGCAUUAUAUGUAUGCCUUGUCAGCUUUCCUCA